CACAAAAAAUUGAUACGUAUUAUUGAUUUCCUCGUGUAACGUGUUUAAUUUUUAGGAUGUACUGCAGUACAUAUAUAGGAUUUGGGGAAUACAGGCUGACUCGGACCAUGGCUGAUUCGGACCAAAUUUACUUGGCUUAUUCGGCCCAAAUUGUUUAAGUUUUCCUGACAUAAAUGUCAUGAGUAAAAAUAAAAUUUAUGAGUAUUAAGUUUAAUCUCUGAUGCAAAGAAUAAUUAAAGUCCUUCUUUAAAUGCAUAAGUGAUGCAUUUUAGUUUGUCAAAACUUCUUACCUGCUUUGGGAACUGAACAGUAAUCUAGAAACGAAAAUAUAUAAUAAAAGAGACGAUAUCAACUCUGAAGUUGUCAACUUCCCCCACCUUGAUGGAGAUGUCCCUCGAGCGACAUCAUACGGUGUCUAUAUUUCACAACUUAUUCGUUUUACAAGAGCUUUCUCAAAGUUAGAAGAUUUAAUUGACAGAAAUCUUCAUAUCACCAAACAGUUAUUACAACAGGGUUACCGAUAUCAUAAACUACGGAAGGUUGAUGCAAAGUAUCUUGGGGUCACUAUAUCCUUAGAUCUUAACUGGAAUAAACACAUCAAUUUAGUCACGUCCAAAGCUAUCCGAACACUUCACUUCAUUAAGCGAAAUAUCCCAUGCAAAAACCCAAAAGUUCGGGAAUUAGCUUAUAAAGCUCUAGUCAGUCCACAGCUGGAAUAUGCUAGCUGCGUCUGGAGCCCAUAUACCCAACAUAACCUUCACCAGAUCGAAAUGAUUCAGCGGAGGGCAGCGUGAUGGGUUAAUCAUGACUACUCCCCUUACAGCAGUGUCACAAACAUGCUAAAUCAGCUGGGAUGACGUACCCUUGAAAAUAAGAGAUCUGAUACACGCCUCCUUAUGUUCUACAAAAUAAUGAAUGAUUUGGUUGCUGUACCACUUCCUCCUUAUGUCAGCCCCCCAUCCCGUCUAACAAGACAUAUGCAUCCCCACUCCUAUACCCAGAUCCUCACUCCCUGUAAUUACUAUAAGUACUCCUAUCUUCCAGCCACCACAGUUCUUUGGAAUUCCCUUCCAGCACAACUUGUGCAAGCCCCCACCCUGAACCAGUUUAAGCAGGGUGUGACCAAACUUGCACACAAUGCUUAACAUGAUAGAUCUGUUUUUAAACUGCUUUUAUCUGUAAAUCCUUCUUGUUUUUUAACACUAUCAACUGUACUUCAUGCUUGCAAUAUACAUAGUGUACUACUUUUAUUCUCCUGUCCAUUCUACUUUUAAAUUUCUUGUACAGGCGUGCAGCUGCACGUAAUACUCGAAAAGAGGCGUGAUGCAGUAUAUAUAGAUAGAUAGGCUUUCACUAAAUUUUAUUACAGAUCGUCCGAACUUUUAAAGAAAUAUGAUACUAACCUUAAAACAGUUUUGAAACUUAGUCUUACACACCCAGUAUACUAUUGAUAAUACUAACCUUAAAACAGUUUUGAAACAUACAAGUAAACUUCUUCAGCAAGGCUACCGUUAUUACAAAUUGCGUAAAUAUUUUGCUAAAUUUUACUAUCGUAAUUCUGAUUUGGUUUUAAAAUUCAAUAGUAAUUUAAAGACAUUUCUGCGAGAAGGUAUUUCUAAACCCGUUUUUUGGGGGAUGUGGUUUACAAACUUCGUAAGAUCUUGGGUCAUGGUAAUUUUCCAAAUGUAUUUGGUAAAAUUAUAAAACGUUUUAUUAAAAGAGGUUACGACCCAACUGUUUUGAGACAUACCGCAUGUUUAGUGUUCAACCCGUUUACAGUUGGACACUACGCUUCCCUCUUUGAUUGUGUCUGACGGAAGAGGGGGAGGACUCUAUGAUAAGCAGUUUUUAAAUCCUACCAGGACUGAACUGUUUUGAUAUCUGUCUUCUGGCCUGUUUUGUCGGGCCCUUAAGGGUGUUUCUCUUGUUGCUCUUUCUUCUGAAAAUGCAUUGAGUACAUACGUUUUUGGUUCUAAAGGCUACCGUACACAAUAGUAACGGACUAAAGAACGCGCUUUAGCUAUGGGUAAUUUUUGCUGUGGUGCAAGCAAUAGAGAUGACAGACACGGGAACAUGAGAAAAACGUGGUUACAUCCACCAAAUAACAAGGCAUCGUUUCUAUGGACCGUUUCGUGUUACAUAGUUACCACUCUUGUAUCAUCUCUGAGCAAAUUUUGGAUUGAUAAAUUGAACAAACCUUUGUUACACAAUGGAGAGCAGUUUCUGACUUUGUUAGAAAAGAGGCCUUGCAGCAGGGGCCUUGUUACUGUUAGCAAUCAUUACUCCUGCAUGGAUGAUCCUUUUAUAUGGAGUAUCAGAAAGUGGAAGCAUGUUGCUGGUACCAAAUACUUGAGGUGGAUACCAACGGCAGACAAUAUUUGUUUUACCAAUUAUAUUUCCACACUGUUCUUUUCCCUAGGAAAAUGUGUUCCCGUGGUUCGAGGAGAUGGCGUGUACCAAAGAGGAAUGGAUUUCUGUCUGGACAAACUGAACCAUGGUGAAUGGGUACAUAUUUUUCCUGAAGGUAAAGUCAAUUCACAGCAUGAAAGAAUGAGAUUGAAAUGGGGUGUCGGGAGACUUGUAGCCGAGAGUGAUACACCGCCUAUAGUUCUACCUCUUUAUCAUAUGGGGUUUGAUAAUGUGCUGCCGAACAAAAAGCCAUAUAUACCUCAGAUUGGGAAGAAUGUGACCAUAUUGGUGGGAGAUCCAGUAGAUUACACUGAUGAUCUUGUCAUGUUAAAGAAUCUCAACAAAACUCCUACAGAGCAAAGAAAAUAUAUCACAGAUGAUAUUCAAGCAAGAUUGUAUAACCUCAGGAAGAUUACAGAACAAAUGCACCAGGACAGAUUAGGGACUUCAGCUAGAUAGUUUAGGGACCAAAUGUUAUUGUCUACUAUUGACUGGUUUUAAUGUUUUUAAUAGAGGAUAUUACAUGACACUCAGUGUCUUUCAUAUUAAAUUUAUUAAACGAGUUUAAUAAAUUCAGUGUGGAAAGAUACAAAAUGUAAUAUUCUUUUUAUCACAUGUAAGCUUUUUCUGAUGAAACAUCAAAAUUUCUUCUUUCUUUACCAAUUAUAGACCAAGUCAAUUUGACCAGUCUCUUAUAGUUGAAACGACGUCAACGUCAAGGCUUUAUUACACUAUUGUAUUAUCAAUGUAAUGGCUUUAUUUCAUUCCCACGACGUCAAACAUGUGAUGGUUACUGUUAUCUGCGAUUCUCUAGAAGCUUUUAUCUUUAUUUUUAAUAUCAUAAAUUAUGUUUACAGUAAAACUUCAAUGGCUAGAGCGUCUGAGCUGACUCCAGAAAUUCUUGUGGCUGUCUGUGUUUGGAUUACUUGCAGCCCAGGAUAACUGAAGCAUUUUGCUUUUCCCCUUGUGACCAGUGAUCAGUGUUUCACUGUAUUUUAUGGAUGAAAUUAAGUCAGCCUUCUUAUAGGAAGAGCAAUGCUAUCAUAUUUCAGUUAGAAUCUCUAUAUAAACAAAAACAUUAAAUGCUAGAUUUGAUGUUUCUGUAUAUGUUUGAAGAACUGAAUUGUGUCUGCCUGAUUGUUAUCCUUAUUUUACUGAGAAAAUCAGCAUAGAAUAAGAAUAUAACGAUUAUUUGAGCCGCACCAUGAGAAAACCAACAUAGUGGCUUUGCGACCAGCAUGGAUCCAGACCAGCCUGCGCAUCCGCGCAGUCUGGUCAGGAUCCAUGAUGUUCGCUAACAGUUUCUCUUAUUGCAGUAGGCUUUGAAAGCGAACAGCAUGGAUCUUGACCAGACUGCGCAGAUGCGCAGGCUGGUCUGGAUCCAUGCUGGUUGCAAAGCCACUAUGUUGGUUUUCCCAUGGCACGGCUCAUUUAAUCUUCUGUAUAAUACUGGAUACACAUCUGAAAAUCAUACUAAACUUGCAUAUUGGGUCAUCCAGUAUGUUUCUACAAAUGGGUUCUUGUUCAGUAAUAUUGCCAUGUUGUACAGAACGUUAAAUAACCUAAUAAAUAUUGUUUGUAUAAUUCAUAUAAUGGGUAAUAUAAAAUGAUAUUGUAUGUAUACUUUAUGUAAUGGACAAUAUAUUAUGAUAUUGUAUGUAAUUGAUAUUGUAAUUGAUAUUAUAAUUGAUAUAAUUAUUUGAGCUGUGGCAUGAGAAAACCAACAUAGUGGGUUUGCGACCAGCAUGGGUCCAGACCAGCCUGUGCAUCCGCGCAGUCUGGUCAGGAUCCAUGCUGUUCGCUUUUAAAGCCUAUUGCAAUUAGAGAAACAGUUAGCGAACAGCAUGGAUCCUGACCAGACUGCGCAGAUGCGCAGGCUGGUCUGGAUCCAUGCUGGUCGCAAACCCACUAUGUUGGUUUUCUCAUGGCCUGGCUCAUUUGGUUUUAUAUAAUGAUGGUUUAUGUAUAAUUUAUGUAAUGGGCAUUUUAUAAUAAAUGUAUGUAUAAUUCAUGUAAUAUCACAUUUGAAUAAUCUUUACAGAUCUGCCAGGGUUCUUUUAUUUUAAAACAUUUAAACUUUGUGAAAUUUUUAUGCUCAUUUCUUGUUUUGUUGUACCCCCUGACAACAAAGUUGUAAGGGGGGUAUACUGGUUUCAGGUUGUCUGUCUGUCUGUCUGUCUGUCCGUCUGGUCGUCUGUCCGUAGACGCAAUCUUGUGCGCAUCAUCUCUCCUUAUCCCCUUGACAGAAUUUAAUGAAACUUUACACAUGUGAUCAGUACCAACAGUAGUUGUGCAUGGGGCAUGUAAGGUUCUUUUAGAAAAAAAAAUUGCAGAGUUAUGGGACUUGCAUGAAGGGAUUUUGAUGAAACUUGGCACAGUUGUUCACCAUCAUGAGACAGAGUGUCAUGUGCAAAAACCAGGUCCCUAGGUCUAAGGUCAAGGUCACACUUAGAGGUCAAAGGUCAAAUUCAAGAAUGACUUUGUCCGGAGCAUAUCUUCUUCAUGCAUGGAGGGAUUUUGAUGAAAGUUGGCACAAUUGUUCAUCAUCAUGAGACGGAGUGUCAUGCGCAAGAACCAGGUCCCUAGGUCUAAGGUCAAGGUCACAGAGGUCAAAGGAUACAAGAAAGAAAACUUUGUCCGGAGCAUAUCUUCUUCAUGCUUGGAGGGAUUUUGAUAUAACUUGGCACAAAUGUUCACCACCACGAGGCGGAGUGUCAUGCGCAAGAACCAGGUCCCUAGGUCUAAGGUCAAGGUCACACUUAUAGGUCAAAGGAUACAAGAAUAAAAACCUUGUCCGGAGCAUUUCUUCAUGCAUAGAGGGAUUUUGAUAUAACUUUGCACAAAUGUUCACCACUACAAGGCGGAGUGUCAUGCACAAGAACCAGGUCCCUAGGUCAAAGGUCAAGGUCACACUUAGAGGCCAAAGGUCAGAUACAAGAAUGACUUUGUCCGAAGCAUUUCUUCUUCAUGCAUGGAGGGAUUUUGAUGUAACUUGGCCCAAUUAUACACCAUCAUGAGACAAAGUGUCAUGCGCAGUUCCCUUCUUUAGAAUUACUUCCCUUUGUUGUUACUAUAAAUAGCUUAUAUUGUAACUUUUUCAUUACUAGUUGUAGGGAAAAAUCGAGACCACUUUUCUGUAGUACAACAUGCAUGCUACAUCCAAUUAUGAGGUGUAUUUUGACCAAUCUCUACCUGGUAAAGAUUUUUGUGUGGACUUACAAUUUUUUUUUUUUUUUUUUUUUUUUUUUUUUAAGAUUAUCUUCCCUUAGUUGUUACUAUAAAUAACUUAUAUUGUAACUUUUUUAUAAUUGACCGUAGGGAAAAAACAAGACCACUUUUCUGUGGUACAACAUAGAUGUUACUUUCAAAUUUUAGGUGUAUUUUAAGGUAUCUCUACCUGGUAAGGAGUUUUUUUGUGGACUUAGAAAAACAAAUGACUUACAAUGAUUACUAAACAACCACAAAAUUAAAAUUCCAUUUGCAAAUACAGGUGCUAGAGUAAAAAAAUUUGCUGUGACGGGCGUAUAUUGUGACAUUCUGGCACUCUUGUUACUCUGGUUUUUGAAUGACAGAUAUUGUUAUUGUUUAACUGUUAAAAAAAAUGAAAUAAGUAAAUAAAUACUUUAAAAAUGA
Messenger RNA from Mercenaria mercenaria, 6042 nucleotides. RefSeq names its product tafazzin-like. The transcript has 10 exons. NCBI's taxonomy places the organism in Eukaryota, Metazoa, Mollusca, Bivalvia, Venerida, Veneridae. Gene Ontology annotation, biological process: inner mitochondrial membrane organization; cardiolipin acyl-chain remodeling. The record is from RefSeq and is a predicted model, not a curated record. Gene Ontology annotation, cellular component: mitochondrial membrane. Bases 2023 to 2868 code for a protein of 281 amino acids. Gene Ontology annotation, molecular function: 1-acylglycerophosphocholine O-acyltransferase activity.